Messenger RNA from Hyaloscypha bicolor E, 429 nucleotides. RefSeq lists its product as uncharacterized. The record is from RefSeq and is a predicted model, not a curated record. The transcript is spliced from 2 exons. NCBI's taxonomy places the organism in Eukaryota, Fungi, Ascomycota, Leotiomycetes, Helotiales, Hyaloscyphaceae. Bases 1 to 429 code for a protein of 142 amino acids. Gene Ontology annotation, molecular function: carbon-sulfur lyase activity.
AUGGCUGACGAAUCCACUCCCAUCCGUUCCAGCUGCCACUGUAGCGCAAUCACCGUCAUAGUCCCACGACUGCCUGACCACAUUAACCACUGCCAAUGCACCAUUUGUCGCCGCUAUGGGGCAGCGUGGGGAUACUACCACCCAGACGAAGUCAAAAUCGAAACAAAGCCGAAUGCAGUUACCAAGCAGUAUAUCUGGGGAGACAGAGACAUCUCAUUCAACUUCUGCGACACAUGCGGAUGCGUAUUGUAUUGGUGGCCGCUUCAACCGCCGCCUACUGAUGGAGGAGAGUACAAAAUGGGCCUUAACACUAGUAAUGUGAAUCCGGAGGUUUUGAGGUUUGUCGAUCGGAAAUAUGAGUAUUCGUGGGUGAAGCAGCCACUGCGGUCGAAGGAGACGGCGCAUCAGGAUGACCUGGCCGAGUAUUGA